Molecule: messenger RNA, 1008 nt
Organism: Alternaria arborescens
Lineage: Eukaryota; Fungi; Ascomycota; Dothideomycetes; Pleosporales; Pleosporaceae
Exons: 2
Coding region: 1-1008 (335 amino acids)
Biological process (GO): hydrogen peroxide catabolic process; response to hydrogen peroxide
Cellular component (GO): peroxisome; mitochondrion; cytoplasm
Molecular function (GO): heme binding; catalase activity
Source: RefSeq, a predicted model, not a curated record
AUGCCACUUUCUACAAAUCCGGAGGUAGUAGAGACGAGCAAUGGUCUUGUGAGCACUCUUCGGGGUAUGGCUGGCAACGCGCCGCACAGCUUCAGACCUGCCCAUGCGAAAGGACAUCUCUUGACCGGAACCUUCACACCCAGCACCACAGCCCCAUCCCUUACAACAGCACCGCACUUCAACAACUCUUCCACACCGAUAACCGUGCGCUUCUCUUCCUCCACCGGCUUUCCCAAGAUUGCAGACACAGACCCCAAUGCCAAUCCGCGAGGCAUCGCAGUUCGAUUUCACCUGCCUCCUAAGGAAGACGGAACUCGGCAGCAUACCGAUAUCGUUGCUCACUCGACACCAUACUUCCCUACACGUACUGGUGCUGAGUUCCUGGAGUUUUUAAAGGCGGCAACAGGGCAGAACGCAGGAGAGGCAGUGCCCGAGUUUCUGGGCCGCCAUCCGGAGACGGCAAGGUUUUUACAAGCGGCGAAGCCUAGUCCUGAGAGUUUCGCGACAGAGAAGUUCUUUGGUGUAAAUGCCUUCAGGCUGGUUAAAGAGGGCAAUGCUACCGUAGUCAGGUACAGAAUUGUACCCGUUACUGGGGAGAAGCAUCUCGACAUUGAGGCGUUGAAGGAGAAAUCCGACACUUAUCUUUUCGAUGAGUUAACUCCACGUCUGCAGUCUGGAUCUAUUGGAUUCAAGCUACUGGCUCAGGUUGCGGAUGAGGGUGACGUAACUGACAAUGCGACUGAGAUCUGGCCUGAGGAGAGGAAAAUUAUCGAACUGGGUGAGAUUCAGAUCGAAAAAAUCAAGGACGACGAGGAGAGCGCGAAGGAGCAGAAGAGUAUCAUCUUUGAUCCUAUCCCGCGAGUAGAGGGAGUAGAGCCAAGUGAUGAUCCGUUGUUGGAGGUACGCGCCAGCGUUUAUCUGAUAUCUGGAAAGCAAAGAAGAGCUGCGGAGGAGCCGGAGAAGGCGGAUAGCGUGGUCGCAACGGAUGCUGCAGUGGCUGCAACAUAA